UCGCUCCCUACCGUACUAUGGCCUUUUAUAUGUAGGUCUAGUACCUGAGCAGUGAACACGUCAAAAUUUUGGCAAGUCGUCUCGAGCGUCUGGCCUAUGUCACAGAAAUAUGUUCUAUUACAUUUCAUUCUUACGGCCACCUCCCACCCAAGCCGCCUUAUCUGGCGAACCCAUCCUCAUCACCCCUCAAAUCGCCAAUGAUCUACGGACAGAGUAUUACACAGAUGUCCAAGAUAUAUUCUAUUCGUGGUUCUUGCAUUCACCCACGUCAAGCACAGUAAUAACAAAGCCCAUGAAGCUCACGAGCUGGAGGGCAUCUACGAUGUACAAGGAAAUACCCGUCCCACCCCCUCGAAAUGUCCGCAGUGGAGAAUACUGGCGCAUUGUCCUUAGCUCUGGAACAUCACGAAAAGAUCAGGUACUUUCCCUGAACGAUGAAAAUCUGGGGCACCGGCCGUUCCCCGUCAUAUCUGAUCCUAUAUUUUUCUCCGCUCGCUCAAGCAAGGCUGUAAAGCAAGAGCGAAUUCAGAGAUCAUAUACGUUAACUGCGACAAAUAGAGACCAUCCCGUGAUAUUUCACAUCGUUGAGCAAACCUCCUUUGACCUUGACAAGAAAAUAUGGGACAGUGGUAUCGGCCUUAGCUCUUGGUUAAUACAACUUCACUCUGGGAUGGUUGCCAACACUGCCCUGGUUUCAAAGGUGAAGGAUGCACUCUCCGCCUCAAAGUGCAAUGUUCUCGAGCUCGGCGCAGGGACAGGCAUAGUCGCCAUCGUUCUUGGCAUUUUGCGAGGCUUGCCUAAUUCUCCUGUGACGUCAGGAAAAAUCUUAACCACCGAUUUGCCCUCUGCUUUGCCUCUAUUACAAAGCAAUAUUAGUUCGAGUCAAUCUCUCUACCACCCUGGAAACGCACCCGAGGGCGUUGUUCUCGACUGGGAUGAACCUGACAUAUCCACCCAGGUGGCAUCAUUCGUCAGUGGCAUCGAUGUGAUUGUGAUGGCAGAUGUUACAUAUAACACUGCAUCGUUCCCUGCACUCGUCGGAACACUCUCCAGGCUUAUCAUGUUUUCAAUGGGUGUCACACCAGCAAAACCUCCACUGAUCAUUCUUGGUUACAAAGAGCGAGAUGUGGCAGAACGUACUCUUUGGGAAAUGGGAGAAAAAAUCGGCAUCCGUUUUGAGGAGAUGGCACAAAUUCCUGGAGCGGGGGGCACACCUGUUGAGGUUUGGGUGGGGACGGUGUUAGUGAAUACACAGUGAGCAUACGAUGUCAUAAUCGGGAGCGACAUUAGUCAGAUCCGCGGCGUGUUGACUAGCUGAGGUAUGAAACACUCUUGCGGACAAGUACAGGUGGCUAGAAUUAACAGAGAAAAAUGCAAUACAAGAAAUGCGAGGUAUGUAGUACUGAGAUAGUGUUGAUGAUGGAUAUCAGAUCUGUCAAAGUGGCGGAAGGGGCCUAC
This is a messenger RNA of Suillus subalutaceus, 1458 nucleotides long. RefSeq names its product putative methyltransferase-domain-containing protein. Bases 110 to 1258 code for a protein of 382 amino acids. The transcript has 5 exons. The record is from RefSeq and is a predicted model, not a curated record. NCBI's taxonomy places the organism in Eukaryota, Fungi, Basidiomycota, Agaricomycetes, Boletales, Suillaceae.